AUGACGGAGGUAGUGGUCAUUGGUAUAGGGGGACCUACGUGUUCCGGCAAGUCGACGCUCGCGAGCGAUCUGCAGGCGAUUCUGACGCCGCGCGCCGGUGAAGCAUCGUCCAUCGUGUCUGUGGACGUCCUGCAUCAGGACGACUUUUGUCCUCCCAGCGAGCAGAUUCCAUGGAACCAGGCGUGGCAGGUCCAAGAUUGGGACACGCCACAUGGAUCAUCGGAUUACGCCCGUCUUGCUCGUGUGAUCCAAUAUUUCCGAGCGCACCAAAAACUACCGGACGAUUUCCAGAGCUUUGAGUUCCGACGAAGCAAUUAUACCUGUUCGCUUAGCCCUGAGGAACUUGCCGUCCAGCGCAGGCGAUUUCAUACACAGGCCUCGCAUGACGGACGGCCGGCACCUCGUAUCGCUAUCCUACUAGUCGAAGGCUUCUUGCUCUAUUACAGCGCGGUUGUUCGCACGCUGCUGGAUAUCCGCUUGUUCAUUCGCAUUCCUCGAAACACGAUGCACAAGCGACGCAAAGAGCGUGCCAACUAUAUUUUGGACAAUGGCGAGGUUUGGCAAGAUCCACCGUUCUACUUUGACCAGAUCGUGUGGCCUGCGUAUCUUGAGGCCCAUGCAGGCAUGUUUGAAUGCGGCGAUCCGGAGCAUGGGAAGGCCAUCGCGCCACAAAAUGACGAGGCGCCGGAUGGCGGAGCUCUCCAACACUUGAUCGUGCUGGAAGGCGAGUCAUGCACCAAACCCCAAUUGGCCUUGGCAGCCUGCAAUGUCAUCCGCCCAUCAUUGAUUCGGUAG
Malassezia restricta is the source of this 795-nucleotide messenger RNA. RefSeq names its product nicotinamide/nicotinate riboside kinase. Bases 1 to 795 code for a protein of 264 amino acids. Gene Ontology annotation, cellular component: cytoplasm. NCBI's taxonomy places the organism in Eukaryota, Fungi, Basidiomycota, Malasseziomycetes, Malasseziales, Malasseziaceae. The transcript is spliced from 3 exons. The record is from RefSeq and is a predicted model, not a curated record.